GCAUUUCCGAAGAUGGUCUCGAGGGUCUCGAGGGCACUCCGCCCACCAUGGCCUUCAGCCUCCCUCCUUAGGUCUCGCUUCCAUUCAUGCGCCUCAAGGCUCGGCGGAAAAGUUGCGAAUGAAGCACUUGCACACGACUACCAGCACACUAUUCUUUUGCCCAAGACUUCGUUCCCGCUACGAACGAGCGUGUCCAAGGAAGAUGGAAAGCUCCAUGCUAGGACAACGGGAGAGCUUUAUAGGUGGCAGUGGAAGAACGCGCAGGGACCAUUGUUCGUGAUGCAUGAUGGGCCUCCGUACGCUAACGGGAGCUUGCACAUUGGUCACGCGCUAAACAAGAUCAUCAAGGAUGUUAUUAAUCGGUACUACGUCUCCACUGGCCACAGAGUACACUAUAUUCCCGGCUGGGACUGCCACGGCCUUCCCAUUGAGAACAAGGCUCUACAAGAACUUCAGAAAGACCUUCUCUCCGUCCCUCGCCAUGAAAUUUGGGCCGCGGCGAAAGGGGUUGCGGAACGCGAGAUAGAGAGGCAGAAAGAGGAGUUCAAGCAGUUUGGCAUUAUGGCGGACUGGAGUCGCGAAUCAACGUAUCGGACAUUGGAUCAUGAAUAUGAGCUACGGCAGCUCCGCGUGUUCCAGAAGAUGGUCGAGCGAGGCAUGAUCUACCGUCAGAAUAAACCUGUGUAUUACUCCCCCUCGUCGCGCUCAGCACUUGCCGAGGCGGAACUCGUCUACAAAGACGACCAUGUUUCUCACUCGGUCUAUGUCAACUUCACGGUCAAGUCGCAAAGUCUAGGUGGCAAGCUCAAAGAACUGGUAGCUCCGGGUGAUACUGUUCGGUUAUUGGUUUGGACUACGACACCCUGGACGCUCACCGCAAACAUGGCCAUCGCUGUCAACGCUGAGAUAACAUACUCGCUCUUGCGGAAGGAAGGCAGCUCGGAAAUCACUAUCGUUGCCAAGGAACGCGUGAAGGCGCUGGAUAAACUAUUUGGCUCAAGAGAACACCUGGCUGACGUUCACGGCACGGACCUAGCUGGGUUGCAAUACCAAUCGUUAUUCGAGCACUCGACGGAUAGUUCGUUUGGCAUCAUUCUCGGCGAUCAUGUCACCCCGGAUUCGGGAACGGGUCUCGUUCAUAGCGCCCCUGCUCAUGGUCACGAAGACUACCUCGCCAUGAAGUCCAAGAUUGACGCCUAUUCGUCGUUGGUCUGUCACGUCGAUAGUGCCGGAACGUUCUCCAGUGAAAUCGCAGACGUUGUAGGAACGAGCUUGGCUGAACGCGUUGUUGGCAAGGAUAUCUUGGGCGACGGGAGCAGGGGCAUCGUCGAGUAUCUUCGCGAGACGGGCUCUUUGGUCAAAAUUGAACGGGUCAAGCAUCGGUAUCCCUACGACUGGAAGACGGACAAACCGGUCAUCGUGACGGCAACGUCGCAGUGGUUUGCAGAUCUAGGCGAUAUCAAGCAAGAUGCCUUAGACGCUAUUGAAGAUGUCGCUUUCUACCCUCCCAACUCGCGAAAUCGCCUCGAGGCUUUCAUCCGCUCCCGUUCCGAGUGGUGCAUUUCCCGCCAACGUGUCUGGGGCAUCCCGAUUCCCGCGCUUCACCACAUCCCCACCGGACGAGUCGUCCUCGAUGGUCCCACUCUCUCGCACAUCCUCCGCGUCUUUGAGGAGAAGGGCGUCGCGCACUGGUGGGACGGGCCUGUUUCUGACUUCCUGCCUCCUGAGCUCGCCGCGCAGGGCGGAGCAGGCGCGUGGGAGAAGGGCACGGAUACGAUGGACGUAUGGUUCGACAGCGGUUCUAGUUGGACGAUGCUUCGGGCCCUCGACGGCCAGGCGGACAGGAAGUUCCUAGCGGACGUUUGUUUGGAGGGAUCUGACCAGCACCGCGGGUGGUUCCAAAGCCAGCUGCUUACGGCAGUUGGUGCUGCUGAUGCGCCGAAGGACGGCAAGAAUGACCGCAGACCGGCGAGCCCGUACGGCGCACUUGUCACGCAUGGGAUGGUGCUUGAUGAGAAGGGUUUGAAGAUGAGCAAGUCAAAGGGAAACGUCAUCAGUCCACUGACAGUCAUCCACGGCGGCAAGGACAAGAAGAAGGAGCCUGCCUACGGCCCUGACGUACUCCGUCUCUGGGCAUCUACGGUCGAGUAUUGGUCAGACAUGUCGAUCGGUCCGACCAUCCUUGACCAAACGGACAAGGCUCUGCGCAAGAUUCGCAACUCCGCCAGGUUCAUCCUGAGCAACACAAACUCGACGGCAGAGCAGGCAAAGAACGUUCAGAAAUCUGAGCUUGGUCUGGCAGAGCGCUACGUUUUGCACAUGCUGUACAAACUCGAGAAGACGGCUCUCGAGGGCUACUCUGCGUACAACUUCCCCCGAGUGACGACGUCUCUCAUCAACUUCGCCUAUAGCACACUCUCUUCAUUCUACUUUGACAUCGUCAAAGAUUGCCUGUAUAUCAAUGCCGUCGAUAGCCCUGAACGCCGUGCAGUCGUAUACGCGCUCCUCAAGGUUCUUGACACGAUGACGCAUGUCAUGGCGCCCGUGCUGCCUCACCUCGCCGAAGAGAUCAACGAACACAAGGUCGACGGCACCCAGGCUUCCGUAUUCUCUCAGAAGUGGGUUCCGAUGGACCCGCAGUGGGAGGAUCCCCGUGCAGAAGCUGAUAUGACUCAACUGUUUGAAAUCCGAUCUCUCGUCCUUGGUCUUCUCGAGAAGGCUCGAAGAAAGGGAGAUCUCAGGAACUCCCUAGAAGCUGUUGUGGACAUCGUCAUACCCGAAGAUAUAGGUGGCGGAAGCGACCUCGUCGCCCUACUUAAGCGCGAAGAAAACUUCCUAAAGACCCUUUUUAUCGUGUCUGAUGUCCAUCUGAUGACGAAACCUUCGUUAACCAGCACUGACCUUCGUUGGCACGAGUCGCGAGACUUGGCCAUCGAACCUGCCAAUGUUCAAGGGGUGGAGCUGAUUCGCGUCAGACCUGCAGAAAAAGGCAAGUGUCCUCGGUGCUGGACCUACACCAAGGAGGAGGACAAAAAACUCUGUGGACGUUGCGAAGACGUCGUUGAGAGACACUAACAUAAGUUUAGAUAUAGAGUAAUCUUUGAGAUAUCGGAAAUAUCGUAAU
This is a messenger RNA of Coniophora puteana RWD-64-598 SS2, 3124 nucleotides long. RefSeq names its product isoleucyl-tRNA synthetase. The record is from RefSeq and is a predicted model, not a curated record. The transcript has 15 exons. Gene Ontology annotation, cellular component: cytosol. NCBI's taxonomy places the organism in Eukaryota, Fungi, Basidiomycota, Agaricomycetes, Boletales, Coniophoraceae. Bases 13 to 3075 code for a protein of 1020 amino acids. Gene Ontology annotation, molecular function: tRNA binding; ATP binding; aminoacyl-tRNA deacylase activity. Gene Ontology annotation, biological process: isoleucyl-tRNA aminoacylation.